AUGCAGGGUAACCAGGACACACCGGCACCCCCAGACCCAUCCAUGGCCCAGGCUUACCCAUCAGCCCAGUUUGCCCCCCCACCCCAGAACAGCAUUCCAGCUGAGUUCACAGCUUCACACCCUCAUCAACAUCCACACCCCCACCCACAUCCACACCAGCACCCAGCAGCACCACAGGACUACACCGGUGUCCAGGCCUCCGUCAGUGAGCAUCCACUCAACAUGUACCAGUCCUCACAGAGCCACAGUGAGCAGAUUGGGUCAGAGUGCGGCAGUCAGACGGUCACCGGCACAGCCACACAGACAGAUGAUGCUGCCCAGACGGACAGUCAGCCAGCAACACAGACGGUAUCUGAAAGCACAGACAGCAAGACCCAACCCAAGAGACUUCAUGUCUCCAACAUCCCCUUCAGGUUUAGAGACCCAGACCUCAGGCAAAUGUUUGGUCAAUUUGGCAAAAUCUUAGAUGUGGAAAUCAUCUUCAACGAGCGCGGUUCUAAGGGUUUUGGGUUCGUAACGUUCGAGCAUAGCGUGGACGCCGACAGGGCCAGAGAGAAAUUACACGGCACCGUGGUAGAAGGCCGUAAAAUAGAGGUCAACAAUGCAACAGCCCGAGUAAUGACAAACAAGAAGACUGUCAACCCAUAUGCAAAUGGCUGGAAGUUAAAUCCAGUGGUCAGUGCUGUCUACAGCCCAGAAUUCUAUGCAGUACCAGGUUUUCCCUACCCAACAGCCAGUGCAGCAGCAGCAUAUAGAGGAGCCCACCUAAGAGGUCGAGGACGGGCCGUGUACAACACUUUCAGGGCGGCGGCCCCGCCUCAGCACAUUCCAGCUUAUGGAGGUGUUGUUUACCAGGAUGGAUUUUAUGGUGCAGAUAUUUAUGGUGGUUACGCUGCCUACAGAUAUGCCCAGCCUACUGCUGCCACAGCUGCUGCAUACAGUGACAGUUACGGACGAGUAUAUGCUGCCGACCCCUACAACCACACACUCACUCCAGCAGCCACAUACAGCGUUGGUGCCAUGAACGCGUUCACCCCGCUGGCAGAUGCGAAAACUCGGAGCCAUGCGGACGACGUGGGGCUAGUGCUGUCCUCUCUCCAGGCUAGUAUAUACCGGGGAGGCUACAGCCGCUUCGCACCCUAUUAG
Molecule: messenger RNA, 1146 nt
Organism: Cyclopterus lumpus (lumpfish)
Lineage: Eukaryota; Metazoa; Chordata; Actinopteri; Perciformes; Cyclopteridae
Gene: rbfox1
Product: RNA binding fox-1 homolog 1
Exons: 11
Coding region: 1-1146 (381 amino acids)
Biological process (GO): regulation of alternative mRNA splicing, via spliceosome; nervous system development
Cellular component (GO): nucleus; cytoplasm
Molecular function (GO): mRNA binding
Source: RefSeq, a predicted model, not a curated record